This is a messenger RNA of Penicillium oxalicum, 603 nucleotides long. RefSeq names its product Alb1 domain-containing protein. Bases 1 to 603 code for a protein of 200 amino acids. NCBI's taxonomy places the organism in Eukaryota, Fungi, Ascomycota, Eurotiomycetes, Eurotiales, Aspergillaceae. The record is from RefSeq and is a predicted model, not a curated record. The transcript is spliced from 3 exons. Gene Ontology annotation, biological process: ribosomal large subunit export from nucleus. Gene Ontology annotation, cellular component: preribosome, large subunit precursor; nucleolus.
AUGGCCAAAAGCAAACAAAAAGUCAACAACUCACGGGCUGCUCGGCGAGGCGCCUCACCCAGCGUGGAUCUUGACAAGUCCUUGGCGUCUUUGCCUCGAGUCGAGAGCUCAACCGUUCAGCGAACCUCGCUCUUGAUCGACCGUUCUAAUUCUGGCAUCCAAAAGAAAAAGAAAGACAACAAGCGCAUGACAAAAGCGCAGCGCCAACGACAGAUGAAGGGCAUGGAAAGAGCAGAAGCAGUCAUGGAUCAGCUCGAGACCAAAAAGGCGAAAAGUCUCAAUCGAGCCAAAACAAUUCACGAACGAAGGGCCGAUUGGGCAGACAUGAACAAGAAGUCCUCCGCCAUCCUGGCUCUGCACCAGAACGGGGAGCUUGAAGAGAACGAUGAGGAUGACGAUGCCGAAGAAGUUGACGAUGCCAUGACCACCGAGGCAAUUGAACCCAGCAACCCACUCAUGGGCAGUAUCUUUGCCCCUCAGCCUGGGACUGCCGUGGCCAGCACUACCGCCGUGGCCGCCCCUACCACUACCACCCAGACCAUUGUCGCCUCUAGCACUGCGGCCGAGCCCGCGCCCGCCGACGAAUUCGAUGAAAUCACCUGA